CUUCUUUUCUUGUUUUAAUAUUCUAUUUUUAUUGCCAGUGGUCAAUGGGAUCCUACUGGCUUGCUCUUUUCUAAUAUGGCCCCUCCUAAUCCGUCUUCCCAUCGGCCCCGAAAGAAGAGAAAGCUUCCUUUCACUGGAUCGAAUAACUCUCUGACAGUAGACGCUGGAGAAGGGAAAUCUGCACCUGCUUUCCCAUUGGUAUCGUUUUUAUGGGGUGCUCGGGCUGGUGUAUCGCAAUGGCUUAUUCUGCCUCUUAUUCUAAUGACGGUGGGCCUGUUUCGCUGGGCAGUUAGUUUGUGGGGUUAUUCGGUAGGUUUCCAUGUACCUCCGAUGCAUGGUGACUUUGAAGCACAGCGACAUUGGAUGGAGAUCACUAUCCAUCUGCCUGUGUCCAAAUGGUAUACGUACGAUUUACAAUACUGGGGCCUUGAUUAUCCACCGUUGACAGCCUACCACAGCUGGUUACUAGGAAAAAUUGGUUCUAUUUUUGACCCCGCGUGGUUCGCUUUAGAUGAGUCUCGCGGUUUCGAGGAUGACCAUUUGAAAGUCUAUAUGCGCGCAACAGUCAUUGUCUCCGAGUACCUUGUUUAUAUCCCUGCUGUUGUUACGUUCCUGCGUCGUUUCACCCGAAUGCAAGCUGUUCCGGUAUGGUCCGCCUCCAUUGCUCUAUCUGCUAUCCUCCUACAACCGGCUACUAUCCUCAUCGACCAUGGACACUUUCAAUACAACACUGUGAUGCUCGGUCUCUUUGUUGCUAGCCUGGAUGCUAUAAUGGCAGGACGUAUGCUCUGGGCGUGUAUUUUCUUCGUGGGAGCUCUGGGCUUCAAACAAAUGGCCCUAUACUAUGCUCCCGUCAUGUUCGCAUUUCUCCUAGGCAUUUGUAUGCCCCCAUGGACGAGAUUCCGACGUCUUCUCUGCAUCUCGCUUGUGACUGUCGCUGCAUUUAUGGUGAUAUUCGCUCCACUCAUCGUCGGAGCGGUUGGGCCUGAAGCUAGAAAGGAUCUUAUCUCAACCCUGGAGCCUCCUCUCUUGAACGCACUUCCCGUUACGCUGGAUAAGGAGUCUUGGUUUUACCCACCUCUCUUCCAACUCACACAGGUUAUUCACCGGAUCUUCCCAUUUUCCCGGGGAUUGUUCGAAGACAAGGUGGCGAACGCUUGGUGCGCCAUUCAUACCUUUUACAAGUUGCACCGCUUUGAGGCCGAGUUGCUUAAGCGAGUAUCGCUUGGUGCCACGCUGGGAUCAAUUCUGAUCCCAUGCGCUAUCAUAUUCCGCCAUCCUCGUGCUUCUAUUCUCCUUCCCGCCUUUGCGACUGUCGCAUGGGGCUUCUUUCUCUUCUCUUUCCAGGUCCAUGAGAAAAGUGUAUUGCUACCUUUACUUCCCAUGACGUUACUCCUUUCGGGCGACGGAGGUUUGAAUAAGGAUACUCGAUCCUGGGUUGGAUGGGCCAAUAUGCUUGGCUCUUGGACCAUGUACCCGUUGCUCAAGCGCGAUGGCCUUCAGGUGCCGUAUUUCGUCAUGACAUUCCUUUGGGCUUAUUUACUGGGCCUGCCUCCAACAUCAUUGGAGAUCUAUCGUCACCAGAAGCCGCCCGGGGAGUCGGAAGCGACUCCGGAGCCUCACCUUCUUUCAAAAGUUAUCCAUUCUGGGUUCUACCUCGCUAUGCUAGGAUGGCAUGUGUUGGAGGCCUUUGUCCCCGCUCCACCCGGAAAGCCCGAUUUGUGGGUGGUGCUGAACGUGCUCAUCGGUGCCGGGGGAUUUGGGAUCGCGUAUCUAUGGUGCCUCUGGAGAUUAACCAGCCAAUCUAGUCGGAUGGACCACAAAGUCGGGGAAGAUGUUGGAAAGAAAAAUCAGUAA
Messenger RNA from Aspergillus ochraceoroseus IBT 24754, 1857 nucleotides. RefSeq names its product dolichyl-P-Glc:Man(9)GlcNAc(2)-PP-dolichol alpha-1,3-glucosyltransferase ALG6. Gene Ontology annotation, biological process: protein N-linked glycosylation. The record is from RefSeq and is a predicted model, not a curated record. The transcript is spliced from 3 exons. NCBI's taxonomy places the organism in Eukaryota, Fungi, Ascomycota, Eurotiomycetes, Eurotiales, Aspergillaceae. Gene Ontology annotation, cellular component: endoplasmic reticulum membrane. Gene Ontology annotation, molecular function: dolichyl pyrophosphate Man9GlcNAc2 alpha-1,3-glucosyltransferase activity. Bases 76 to 1857 code for a protein of 593 amino acids.